Messenger RNA from Oryza sativa Japonica Group (Japanese rice), 3435 nucleotides. Its product is annotated as disease resistance protein RGA5-like. Gene Ontology annotation, molecular function: ADP binding. NCBI's taxonomy places the organism in Eukaryota, Viridiplantae, Streptophyta, Magnoliopsida, Poales, Poaceae. Gene Ontology annotation, biological process: defense response to other organism. The record is from RefSeq and is a predicted model, not a curated record.
CCCAGGGGUUCAUAACAUAGCAUAUGCACAGUUAAUUAGUUUCCAAAUGGACGGUGUGACAAAAUGCUACUAUCUUGUGCUCACACUAAUAUGCGAAUGACCACCAUCUUCACUUCUUCGGUGUUGGGUUCCUGUUGUGUUCGUGAGUAGGACUGCAGCGUUGAGAGGUCGCUGCAGCCAGCGCUUACGCUACUCAUGGUGAAAUUGGUGAUAGCGUGGGCCUUGAUAACAAUUAGUAGCAAAGCUUGCUUCGACCGAUUAGCUGUGUGACCCGUGCAGGCAUUCAACCCCAGAUUUUCGAGCAAGAGCUCACUUGAAGAUAGAUAGGUCAAUAUGAACGUUGCCACAGGGGCAAUGAACACCCUACUCCCCAAGCUUGGGGAGCUGCUGGUAGGCGAAUACAAGCUACAAAAGGGUGUCAAGGGAGAGAUCGAAGAACUUGAGAAAGAGCUGACAAGUAUGACCGCAGCCCUCCACAAGGUGGCUGAGACGCCUGCAGAUAAACUUGAUAAGCUGGCGAAGAUCUGGGCCAGCGAUGUCAGGGAGCUGUCUUACGACAUCGAAGAUGCCAUCGACACCUUCAUGAUAAAGGGCAAGGGGCAUGAACUUGCCACGAGCUUCAAGAAGGUCACCAAUUUGUUCAACAAGUUCAAAACUAACCAUCAGAUUCACGGUGUCAUCAAAGAUAUCAUGGACCAGGUCAAGAAGGUCAGCGAGCGUCGUAGUAGGUACAUAGUCGACGACAUCGCUGCCAGACCAACUAUUGUGGAUGUUGAUCCUCGCCUAGAAGCUAUGUACCGGAAGGCAACAGAACUCGUUGGCAUUAAUGAGCCAAAAAGUGAGCUAACUAAGCGACUCUUGGAACAUGACUACUCAUCCAGGCAGCAAUCAAAUAUAAUUUCUAUUGUUGGAUUCGGAGGCUUGGGAAAGACAACUCUUGCCAAUUCAUUACUCCAGGAGCUUGAGGCAAAAUUUGAUUGCCAUUUUUUUGUUUCGGUAUCCUUGAAACCUGAUAUAAACAAGAUUCUCAAAAGUAUUCUUCCCCAACUUGACAAGAAAAGGUAUGCCCACAUAAAUGAAGCAUGGGAAACGAAGCAGUUCAUUGAUGAAAUUCAAGACUUCCUCAAGAAUAAAAGGUUCUUGUGCGUGAUUGAUGAUGUUUGGGAAAAAUCAGCGUGGGAUGAUAUCAAACUUGCUGUGCAAGAUGCUAAACUUGGUAGCAAGAUAAUUGUAACCACACGAAACAUGGUCGUUGCUGAACAUGCAGGUGGUGGUGUUUAUGAAAUGAAACCCUUAUCUAAUGAUGAUUCCAGACAAUUGUUCUGCAAACGAAUAUUUGACUCUAACGAUGACUGUCCAGGUGAUUUGUGUGGUGUCACUGAGAAAAUUUUGAAGAAAUGCGGUGGUGUACCGCUAGCCAUCAUUACUACAGCAUGCCUACUUGCUAGCAAACCAAGGAAUUCAGAGGAAUGGGACAAGGUCAAUAAGUCUAUCAGUUUGGGGCUUGAGAACAACCUUGAUGUGGACAACAUGCGGAAGAUAUUAAGCCUCAGUUACAACGAUCUACCUUUUCAUUUGAAGACUUGCUUGUUGUCUCUAAGCAAAUAUCCUGAGGAUGAGCUAAUUAGAAAAGAUGUUUUGAUAUGGGGUUGGUUAGCAGAGGGUUUUAUUACAGAUGAAACACGACUUGCAGGGACAAGCUUGCAGGAGAUUGGAGAGAGCUACUUCAGCGAGCUCAUCAAUCGAAGCUUGAUCCAGCCGAUGGAUACUUACUUUCAAUACGAAGAUGGUAAGGUACAUGAGUGCAGAGUACAUGACAUGGUGCUUGAGCUAAUAAAUCAGCUGUCAGCGGAAGAAGAUUUUGUUACAACGUAUUUAUCAGAUGGUCAACAAGCAGGUAAAUGUACAUGUACAACACAGAAGAAGAAGAAGAUUCACCGACUCUCUCUCCAUAACAGCAACAAAUCUUAUGCCUCACCAGAAGCAAGAGAACAAUUGUCCAAAGUAAGGUCACUCACUAUCUUCGGCAAGGUCGACUCGAUACCACCCUUGUCGAGCUUUCAUGUCCUGCGUGUGUUGCAGAUUGAGGACUGCAGUGGUAUGGGCAAGAACCAUUUUAGUGAUCUUGGCAAGCUACGCCUCCUAAGAUUUAUGCGUCUAGGGUGCUAUAGUGCCACCGAGCUCCCUGAAAGCAUUGGAAAACUAGAAUCUCUCGAAACCCUGGACAUAAGAGGUGCUAGAUCAAGAACACCAUAUUAUUCUUUUAAAUCUCCUAAGGUAGUGUUUCCAAUGUCUUUUGUCAAACUAAGGAAACUAUUGCGGCUAUUUGCUGGCGAAGUGAAGUUGGCGCAAGGUCUGAUGCUAGGAAAUAUGAAAUCUUUACAGGAGCUUGAAGUAGAAGCCACACCGGAGGUAAUAAAAGAGAUUGGUUAUUUGAAAGAGCUAAGGACUCUUAGGAUCAUUGUGAACAGUCAAAUCAGUGAGACAUUAGAGUUAGUGGAAUCCAUUCAAACAUCUAUAAAAAGGCUCACCAAUUUGCAAGACCUGGAUUUGAGACUAAGUGGUGUACGAGAAACCAUAGACAUGCAACAGAUUCCUUCCGGCCUCCAAAGGUUGUUCAUGUUCCGUUUGGACAUGGAGGCAUUCCCAUGUUGGAUCAAUUCGUCAAUGCUCUCCCGCCUCACCGCCUUAUCCAUUUUGCUGAAGUCUGAAUAUCUCCAGCCUGACCACCUUGAUCGCCUCGCUAAGCUUCCAUCUCUUCGUUUUCUGAGGCUAGAAUUAGAAGGUGAUCCGUUUCGGCUGAAACAACUCACUAUCCACAGAGGUGCAUGUGCAUUCCGGAGUUUAAAAUAUUUUCACCUUUAUAGCUACAUGAUGCCAUCGUUUCAACCAGGAGCUAUGCCUCACCUUGAAAGGCUUUGUCUUCUGAUUAUGACUUUUAUAGUGAGGGGUGACUUGAAUGAUUUAGGUUUGGAGAACCUCCACUCCCUUCGUCAUGUAACCAUUCAUUCCUGUAAUGACGAAACCAAGGCUGUUGUUAAAGAGGCACUUAAGGACUGUCCUAAUCAAGCAGCUCUCGAAUUAUACUGAACUAAAAGCUUCACUCAGGUGUCCUACUCGUCACAUAAUUAUGGUCGAUCAGUAUCACCUAUCAUCGUAGGCCCAACAAGGGAGCGCACGAACAACAUGCGACACAGCAGAAUGGGUGAAAUUAUCGGCUUAUCUAUCUAUCUACUAGUUGUGUUUUGGUUGUUUCCAUUCCAUGAAAUUAGAAUCGAGUUGUUUAGUUGGCUCUAUAUAAAGAGCAGUACUAUGUUAUUUGGAAUUCAAGCAAGAAGCUAUAAGGCCCUGUUAGUUUUCAUAUUAUUCAUGGGAUUGUUGAAAUGGUUUAUUUACUCCACGGUUUGAAAUAUAUAUUCUCCACUGCAUUUGUUA